Molecule: messenger RNA, 468 nt
Organism: Eruca vesicaria subsp. sativa (arugula)
Lineage: Eukaryota; Viridiplantae; Streptophyta; Magnoliopsida; Brassicales; Brassicaceae
Source: the annotation of a GenBank genome assembly
AUGGCAACCUCUAAGGAGGGAAAAAAAGCUAUCACCAGAAGCAGCUCUCCACGCAGUCUCCCGGUGAAAGCAAUCAUCAGAGUAUUAUUCACUGAGCAGACAAAGCUAAGCCGUCACGUUGACUGGAGUGGUAGCUUGACCAGGAGUCCAACAAACCCUUCAGGCUCACAACAUUACUUUGAGCCACCAGGGUCUGGAGCGAGGUGCUUAUCUAAAUGCGAGAUGAAUGUUCAACAAGCAGAGAUAAAGAGGCUUAGAGAAGAUGCAGCGAGGCUGCAGAGUGAGUGCAGUGCUAUGCAUUUGCAGGUUGAGAGGCUUAUGGAGAAGAAAAGUGGUGGGAGUAAAGGAGGGUUUUUCAGGUGGAAGAGGCUUGGGUUAGUGCCUUCUAUUAGAGGAAGUGUUAGUGUUGAAGAGUUGACUAACGUUGAGAAUAGUCAAGGCUUGAACCUCAGACUCCUGGGAAUAUGA